CGCUGUCCAUCCAUCGCCCGCUACGCCUCCUGCGUAGGACGCCUUGCGCACCCAUUCAUGCGGAAUGCCUACAAACCGCACUCCCCCCGACAUCUUCGUGACUGGCAGGCCAUCGCACUCUGACUACCGCCUUCUAACGCCUCGCACCCCACACUCCCGUGCCGGACGCGCGGAGGAAGGCUUCACCGACUUCGAGCUACAAGCAUACCAAGAUGACGAGAGCAAUGGUUGGAAGGAACAGCAGCAACAGCAGUCCCAGCCACUGCUCUCGCCAGAUUACCGGAGUCGUGGGGAUGGCGAUGCUGCUGCGAAGGGUACGGAGACACGGUCAGUCCACUAUUGGAUCCAGCUCGCGCUCUCCAAGCUGCCUUUGGUCGGAGGGGUCUUCCUGGCCUUCAUGCUCCUCGCAUUCAUUGUGGUAGCUCUAACAAGCCCUGGGAAGCUCGAUUCGACGUUCCUAGCUCCACCCGGAGAGUUCAUGGAGACGAUAGAUCGAGACUUAGUUGCAUCUACCUUCAAGGAGCCCUCCCCUUUCUCCUCAGCUUCAGGGACUGCACCUGUGCCUACGGCUUCUACUCCUAGUCAUUCGGAGCCACAUGUCCAGCUAAUCUUCUACGAAAACUAUACCCAAUUCCCUCUCACGGGCAACCAAUAUCGUGCCGAAUGCAAUAAACUCAUGGGAGGAUUCAUGUCCCAUGGCGAGUACUGGCAAUCCCUGCACGGGGAGAUGGACGUUGAGCACCACGACGACAACACUAACUAUCACCUGCCCGAAGGCGGGUUCACCAAGGUCUGCUCUAAGACCAUCACAUACCUGCUCGACGGACACGUCGGGCUUGUCGCCGACCUCGCUCUCAUGGCGCAAGCUGCGGCGAUGGCACGGGAACGAAACAGGACGUUCCUCAUAGACGACACACACUGGAAUCGCGGAAAGUGGACGGAUUACUUCCAGCCUGUUCGCGGCCUUGACCCUGGUCCAGAGCCCUUCUGUCGUGCUCCACCUCCUGAAGAACUGGUCGCUUGUCCCCGGACCGCAAGACACUGGGUGAUCAGCUCGCGCACUGCCAUGUAUCACUUUGGACACGAAUUCUUUGAAGGAUAUGAGGAUCCGUAUAGCCACCACUUGAACCGCCUGAAGCCUAUCUUCGAGCGCGCGCGCAUCUCGUUCGAGGAAGCCAUCCGCCCGAACGCGCACACAGCGGAGCUCAUCCGGGCAGCACGCACUGAGCUCCUAUCAACGCUCUCCUCGCCACCCACAUCCCCCAACCUCGGCUCCACCAACGAGCCGGCCAACCAGACAGCAGCAAUGCGCGGCCGAGACCCCGCGCCCCGCUCUGACGACACCUCGCACCCACCCCACAACAACCCGGCACCCUAUGUCGGUGUGCACAUCCGUAGAGGGGACCGCCGGCCCGCUGCCUUCUUUUUCUAUCCCGGCCAGACGAUCCCCCUGGAGAAGUACGUGACCGCCACCCGCCAGGUGUGGGACAGGUUCUACGGCAACGCCUCGUCGUUUGCCACUACCUCUGCUGGCGUCAGCCCCGCAGACAUCGGGGACGCGCACGAGACGGACCUCUCCUCGGCCCAGGAGGACAAGUACCCCGCGCCACCCGUCACUUGGCUCGCGUCGGACUCUCCGAGCGCAGUGCGCGAGUUCACCGGGAAUUUCUCGGCUGCGACGGCGAUCUUCUCGCUGAACACCAGCACGAACGCGGAGCUUAGGGCGCUGGCGCCGACAAGGGAGUACGUGCAGGGGGGGUUCGAGCUGGAGCCGGAGGAGGAAAGGGUGAGGCUGACGAGGGGGAUGGUCGUGGAUCUGGCAAUGGUGAGCGGGCUGUGGGCGUACCCUGGCGAAGUUGUCCCUGGUGCGGUUGUGUGCGCGGAAGGAUCUAACGUGUGCCGCGUGUCUGCGCUUGGAUUUGGUUUCGAGCGUGCGUUCGGAUUCGACGACGGCGACGAUCACCACGACGGUAAUCCGAACAAGGUGCGGGCGCGUUGGGUCGACGUCGACGUCGAGGCUAGGAUAGUUCCCGCUUGGCAUGCAUUCGAACUACAUUAGCAUCCGAGUAGGAGAGUCUUACGAGUACCGUUGUCUUGUGCUAUCAUAUAGCUUUGCAUGUAAUGCAUUCUCAUUGCUCGACUGAGAUAAG
Dichomitus squalens LYAD-421 SS1 is the source of this 2150-nucleotide messenger RNA. RefSeq lists its product as uncharacterized. Gene Ontology annotation, biological process: protein N-linked glycosylation. Lineage: Eukaryota; Fungi; Basidiomycota; Agaricomycetes; Polyporales; Polyporaceae. Bases 65 to 2059 code for a protein of 664 amino acids. The transcript has 8 exons. The record is from RefSeq and is a predicted model, not a curated record. Gene Ontology annotation, molecular function: alpha-(1->6)-fucosyltransferase activity.